AUGGAUGAAGAUUUAGAUAAAGAAAUAGCAGCAUAUUCCUUACAAAACUCCUCAGAAGCAUUGCUUUCUAUUCAGCUACUAGAUUUCAAAACAACUUUUCUGGAGGCAGUAGAAGAACUGCGUAUGAGAAGGGAUUCAGAAAACCAUUAUGAGAAACAAAUUAGCAGGCAUGUUGCUGAAAGACAGGACCUUGUGUGGCAAAAGGAAACUGUUCAUCAUGAGAAAGAAGCAUUAAAGAAGCAGCAUGAAGAAGCCAUUACAACUUUAAAAAAACAGUUUCAGGCAAAAAUUAUUGCUAUGGAAGAAGAAAAGGGAAAACAUCUGCUUGCCGUGGAAUCAAAAGAAAGAGAAAUGGAAGGAUUGAAAGAAACAUUUAAAAAAUUACAGAUUUCAAAAUACACUUUGCAAAAGAAGCUUAAUGAAAUGGAGCAUAAGAUGCAGUUGCACAGUUCAGCAAAGGAAGAUCAUCAGAAAAGACUGAAUGAAUUUGAAAAAUGCCAUGCAGUUAUAAUGAAUCAAUUUGAAAUAAUAAAAGGUGCUCAUGGGAAAUUAGAGAAAAAUGUUGUGGAAGCAAUUCAACUCAAUAAGAACUUGUCAGCAGUCAAUACAAGACAAGAGUCUGAGAUAAAUAACCUAAAAAAGGAACUAAAGAGAGUUACAUCAGAUGUGAUAAAGUCCAAGGUCACUUGUCAGUAUAAAGUGGGAGAAGAUCUCAGUCUAAAGGCAAAGGAACAGGAGCUACAAAUACUACGGCAAAAAAAUUCAGUGGAAGCAGAUUUAAAUGGCAAAAUCACUGAAGAAAUUGGAAAACUUAAAGAAGAGAAACAGGAGAUUCUGGCUUCUCUACAACAUAUGCAGCAACUGCUUUGCAGACAGACUGAAAGAAAUACCAGAAUUGAAGUGGAGUUGAAUAAACUAAAAGAAGAAUAUCAGACCCUUGAAAGAGAUAAUGAGCUGCAAAGGGAGAAUGCAAAAGAAAAUGAAGAAAAGUUCUUUAAUCUUCUGAAUGAAUAUGAGAAAGCACAAGCAACUUGGAAAAAUGAGGCAGAAAGCAUAUCUAACGAAAAUCAAAUCCAUAAAGACCAAAAAGAUGAAAAGUAUACACAAACGUUUAAUGAUUGUGAACUAAAAGAAAAUGGAAUAAACAAUAAUCUGCAGACAGACUGUGGUAUAAACAUAGAGAAAGAGCAUUCAGAAUGUUUUGAAGUCAGGAUUAUUACAAAAAUUGUUUCUUCAGUUAAGAUUGUGGAAUUUGUCAAGGAUGCCCUUUAUCUUUUUAAUACUAUAUUUGAUAUUGCAAUUGUUAGUCUGUCUUUUCAGGCAAUUGAAUGA
Python bivittatus (Burmese python) is the source of this 1332-nucleotide messenger RNA. The record is from RefSeq and is a predicted model, not a curated record. NCBI's taxonomy places the organism in Eukaryota, Metazoa, Chordata, Lepidosauria, Squamata, Pythonidae.